CUGAAGGUCCUCAGGUAAUAAACAAACGGGGGUCCUGUUUCUGGCGACAGUCGAGCACUCGAGGCGUCGCAUUGUUUUACAAACUGAGUGAAAUAAUCUGAAGCAGCAGCGACAUCUUCCUCCGUGUGGGUUCGAGGAAUGUAGAUUCAGUCGUACUUCAUCCAGCUGAGCCUUUAGUUCGGAGCCCGGACGUCGGAUCGUGUGUUUUAACCCGACAAGCUAACGUUAGCAACACAGGAGCUAACGAGCUGGGCCUCGAACCAACGUACUUCUGACAUUUAAGUGAAAUAAACAACAGGGAGGCGUGGAUGAGCAGCGAUGUCUGGCAUUGCUCUCAGUCGACUGUCCCAGGAGCGUAAAGCCUGGAGGAAAGACCACCCGUUUGGUUUCGUUGCUGUUCCCACUAAGAACCCGGACGGGACCAUGAAUCUGAUGAACUGGGAGUGUGCCAUUCCUGGGAAGAAAGGAACCCUGUGGGAGGGAGGACUCUACAAACUGCGAAUGCUCUUCAAAGAUGACUACCCGUCCUCACCACCCAAAUGCAAGUUUGAGCCACCAAUAUUCCACCCGAAUGUUUACCCCUCCGGCACCGUGUGUCUGUCCAUCCUGGAGGAGGACAAAGACUGGAGGCCAGCCAUCACCAUCAAACAGAUCCUGUUGGGGAUCCAGGAGCUGCUGAAUGAGCCGAACAUUCAAGACCCAGCACAAGCAGAAGCCUACACGAUCUACUGUCAGAACAGGAUGGACUAUGAGAAGCGGGUACGGGCACAGGCCAAGAAGUUUGCCCCCACAUAGAGUGGGGGGCUGGCCUCCAUCCUGCCAGAGCUGCCUGAGCUGAUGGUCACAAACAAACAGGAGGCAAGCGACACCUGAAGGACCACUCCAAUAAGAAUCCAGCUUUGAGUAUUAUCAUAUUAUUAUACUAUUACACAGAAGACAGCUUUCUUUCGUUCAUUCUCUCUUUUGUUCUUUUGUUCUCUCUUUUAAACAACAAUAGAUCAUACUUUUACCCAUCUCGCAGAAAUAUUUAUGCGUUUUAAUCCAUAGCUGAUGAUCCUGAACUCUAGAUCUCUGCUGUCAACGUGAACUUUACUAUUUGUUUACUUUUUUGUAUAAUUCACAUCAUCCCCCAGUUUUGUCCUGAGAACUUCAGAGCUCUCUCUCUUGCCUCCAUUAGGACGUCAGUCAUGGGGCCGUGCUGUAGAAGUACGAUUUCAUUUCAAAAAGCCUUCUCGGUGUAAUGUGGAGUCAGUUCUGGCUGAGAAAGAGUGUUUCUUUAACUUUUCAGUUGUUAAUAAAACCCCUGGGAAUUUAGCAGGUUGUGUUUCAUGAAUAUGGCAUUUAUUAAGUGCUCGACAUCCCUCCUCUCAUCCGAUCACAUCAGACUUUCCAUUAAAGUUGUUCAACGUUGAUUUCAAACAAAGCAGUAGCAGUUACGUGGGUAGGAAGUGGCGCUCGAAGGACGAACGGCAUAUGAUAACCUGGCUCUAUGGGGGGGUCAGGGCUUGUCUUGCUCCUAUGAGCUUCAGUCGUCAUGUUAUUGCAGUGAAACUAAGAGAAACUUAGGCUUAAGAUUCAUUUUGUGAAUCCAACAGGGGGUGAAACUGUUUGUCAGUUACAGCGAUGAGCCCGAGGUCACUCUGACCGCCAGUAAAAAUUAAUUAGAAUAGCUUCCCUAGUUUUCCCUAGUUUUCUUUUAUCCUGCAAAGCGUAGAAAAUUAAUGUCAACAUCAUAAAAUCCAGAAACGAGUCCAUCUACAAGUCAGUGUGGCCAAAGGAUCGUCAUCGGAACGGCCUCUGAAAUGAAAAGCAAAAGAAAGUGCACUUGGGAGUAAGCGAAGGCCUGAGAUUGUUUUUUCUUUUCUUUUUUUUUUUGCCUCUGAAUAUAUGAGUGCAUGUACAUAAUAUAAAUAAUGACAAAUUGUGGAAGUUAUGUUUUAUAUUGUUUUAGCCAGUUGACAUUUGUGUGUGGUAUUAGAACAAAAACACAAUAAAUGGCAUCAAAUUGUGAAAUAAAGUUGAAUAAAAGAACA
Messenger RNA from Limanda limanda (common dab), 2033 nucleotides. Its product is annotated as SUMO-conjugating enzyme UBC9-like. Gene Ontology annotation, biological process: protein sumoylation. The transcript is spliced from 7 exons. Bases 319 to 795 code for a protein of 158 amino acids. Gene Ontology annotation, molecular function: SUMO conjugating enzyme activity. Gene Ontology annotation, cellular component: nucleus. Lineage: Eukaryota; Metazoa; Chordata; Actinopteri; Pleuronectiformes; Pleuronectidae. The record is from RefSeq and is a predicted model, not a curated record.